UUGCAGGGCGAAUUGGUGACGUUUCGUCGUGAAAUUGAUGAGAAUUGGCUCGAAGGUACGAACUAUCUUGGAGAAAUCGGCAUUUUUCCCAGGGCUUACGUGGUGCAACUGGACGACAAUAGGCAAAUUGAUGAAACUACUGGAACAUCUCCAGACCGGCCAAAAACACCGAAGACAUUUGAAAAUGUACAACCGCAUGGAGUAUCAAAAUCUAAUUCUUGUGGCGCUCUACAUCAAUCCCCAGCCUCGUCCCAACAGACACCAAACCAUGUGGAUAAUCAAUUGUUAGCUUGCGCUAGCAGCGAAAGGUCUGGAUUCGGUACACUUUUUUUUCGAAAAAUCACUACUGGAACAUCUCCAGACCGGCCAAAAACACCAAAGACAUUUGAAAAUGUGCAACCGCAUGGAGUGUCAAAAUCAAGCAGCGAAUCUCGGCGGUUAAGCGGCUGUUCCUCAAUGAGUCUUAACAAGAGGUUUAGUAGUUCAGCUCAUGCGAAUUCGGUGCAGAAGUUUUACGGCGAAGGCGUACUUACGCGCGGCCAAAACUUGCUCGGCAAAACGCAAGUAACCGUUAUUUUGAAGUUGAAGGAGUCCUGCAUACGCCACUAUCGAGCUCUUUAUCGAUAUGUCCCUGCAAAGGACGAUGAGAUAGCUUUGGAGGUUGAUGAUAUUGUUUUUGUUGUGGAGAAAUGCGAUGAUGGAUGGUUUAUUGAGUGUUUAGGAACGGUAUUGCGAACUGGACAAUUUGGAACAUUUCCUGGAAACUACGUCGUUAGACAUUAG
Strongylus vulgaris is the source of this 783-nucleotide messenger RNA. The record is from the annotation of a GenBank genome assembly. NCBI's taxonomy places the organism in Eukaryota, Metazoa, Nematoda, Chromadorea, Rhabditida, Strongylidae.